AUGCUCUACUCAUACCUCCUCACCGCAGCGUACGCACUGAACGUACUACCCACAUCAGGAACGUUCUUCGACAACUUUUACAUCGCACUGACCGUCUUGUUCCUGCCAGCCAAUAUCUGGUUAGCCCGCAACACCAGCAUCGUCGUCUCAAGCGCACCGACAGACGUCGACACAAUGGACACGGUCUUCAAGCACAUCAUCCUUCAAACCUUCGUCUUCUUCCGCCUCCGCGAGAAUCUCUCGAGCCGUGCGAAGGACAUCAUCCGCCGCAGGUUGGGACGAAUUAGCGAGUACUUCAGACGUGUGAAGGACAACCAGGAAUACACGCAGACACCCAAGGAUUUACUGCAAGCCUGUCGCGUUGCCUCUGGCGAGGAUCGCGUCGCAAUAGCCCUACUGCUGAUACCGGCGCUGCUGGCCGCUCUCUGCAUCGCGACCGGACACGCCCUGAAUCACAACAACCCGGGCUCCGGAUCCCUCGUCAUUCCGUACGACAUGGCAUUUUUGGUGAUCCAGCACCUCUGUGCCGUGGUAUGGGCUCCUCGUCAGCUUUACAACGUGGAAGUGAUGCGUGAGCUGGACCGCAGAAUCUCCGAGGAAGAACGCGAUGCGACAGGAAAGGACUGGCGGCUUCAGUGCGCAGACGUGGCAUGGACAUCAAUGGCGGGAGAGAACAAUAGUCUUGCGGCAUUGGGUUCUCUGUUGAAACUUUCACAUGCUUGGAGCGAUAGUGAAGGUGAAGCAGAUGGUGAAGAAGUGAGGUGA
Messenger RNA from Saxophila tyrrhenica, 765 nucleotides. RefSeq lists its product as uncharacterized. The record is from RefSeq and is a predicted model, not a curated record. The transcript has 2 exons. The coding region runs from base 1 to 765 and encodes 254 amino acids. NCBI's taxonomy places the organism in Eukaryota, Fungi, Ascomycota, Dothideomycetes, Mycosphaerellales, Extremaceae.